CGCACAUGUCUUUAUCAGCAUAAAAUUGCUACUUUCAGGAAAUAAGAUUAAUUUACUAUACUCUGUUCUGUACGACUAGUUAGCAAAGCAUAAAUUAUGAAAAUUCAAAACCGAUACACUUCAAUAGCGUGCAAUCGAACACCGGAAUCUCUGGACUGGGGUGAUGAUGAACUCAUUUAUUACGCCGCAUGCCACGCGAUUGCAGUUUUUGAUCCCAAUUUCCAUGGAUCGUCUAAGAUUGUCCGUACAUUCUGUGGUCACAAAGCCCGCGUAAAUACGGUGAAAAAAUUACCGACAAAUGCACAACAGCAAGUCGAUCUCAUCUCCGGAUCGGAUGACGGUACGUGUAUUCUAUGGAACACGCAAGACUUGUCGCAACCCGUACAACAUGUGCUGGCAGGUCACACGAAAGGAGUAACGCAGGUAGACGCUCUCUACCACAGUGAACGCUUGACCGUUGCCACCGGGUCGGCAGAUAGCAGCAUUAGGCUGUGGCGCAUUGAUGAAGGAGGAAAAUUUGAUUGCGUUCAAACCAUUACCCUCGGAACGGGGUACUGCUUUGCGUUGAAGUUUUUCCUACUACCAGGCUCGGGCAGUAUGAUGUUGGCCUGUGCUAUGGAUAACGACCUGAUCCAUUUGUACGCUUCCACCGGAAAUCAGUUUGUUUUAGUGGAUAAAUUGAAAGGACAUGCGGAUUGGGUUCGUGGGCUUGAUUGCGUAAAAGAUGUAGAAAAAGACGACUUGUUGCUGGCCAGUGCAUCGCAGGAUGGUUUCAUUCGACUGUGGAGAAUAUCCCAGAGGGAUCAGAUUCAGAUUCAAAAGUCGUUUGAAGAAUUCUCUCUUGAAGAAGAUAUUGUUCUGGAAGAAAAAGUUUUCAGCAUCAAUCAUGAAGAAAGCACUUACUACUACGCUGUAUCGCUGGAAUCAGUUCUGCAAGGUCACGAAGGCUGGGUUUAUGGAGUACAUUUCAGCAAGCAAGGUUCCCAGCUUCAUCUGUUGUCUAGUUCGAUAGAUAAAACGCUCACAAUUUGGACACCGCAUGACUCUGGAAUCUGGUUUGAAAGCGUUCGCGUAGGUGAGGUUGGUGGCGCUUCUCUCGGUUUCUAUGGAGGGAAGUUUUCACCGACUGGACGAUCAAUAAUUGGACACGGAUUCCAGGGAAGCCUCCAUCUGUGGCAUCAAGAUCAGGCAGUUUCCAGUGUUUGGACUCCUGGCAUCACCGUCGGAGGGCAUUUUGAAGCAGUGCGAGAUUUGGCAUGGGAUCCGGAAAAUGGCCAUUUUCUAGUUACAGUAUCUGCAGACCAAACCACGAGGGUACACGCUUGUUGGAAGCGGUCGGACUCGGACGAAGUGACUUGGCACGAGAUCGCUAGGCCGCAAGUCCAUGGCUACGACAUGCAGUGCUUGUGUUUGCUUUACAGGUAUAGAUUUGCAAGUGGAGCAGAGGAAAAAAUUGUUCGAAUUUUUCAGGCGCCGGGAAAUUUUGUUGAAAAUUUUCGGCAGCUGUGUGCUGUGAAAGAGGAUCAUGAAGGUGAAAACAUUCUGAAAAACACUCCAAAAGGUGCGUCUGUUCCUUCACUUGGACUUUCGAACAAGGCGGUUUACGGCGAUAACGUAGAAAAACCACCGGAAUCGAAGCACGUUAAGGACAUGUAUCCCGAGCAUUAUUUCACGCCUACAACCAUGCUAAACCCACCGACUGAGGAAACAUUGAUGCAGAACACGCUGUGGCCAGAAAUGCAAAAGCUUUACGGGCAUGGAUAUGAGAUGUAUGCUCUUGCUGCAACAGCAGAUGGUCGGUUGAUAGCUUCUGCUAGUCGUGCUACUUCAACAGAACAUGCAAAAAUUCUUAUCUGGGACGCUUCUACGUGGAAAAUUGUGCAGCACUUGCAGGUCCAUCAGCUGACGGUGACACAAUUGGCAUUCGCACCAAGCAACACGCUAUUGUUAGCCGUUUCCCGGGAUCGAACUCUGUCCGUAUUUGAAAACAAAGACCCCGAAGCGACUUGCAACUUCCAGUUAGUCACUCACACGAACAAGCAAACGAGCAUCCACACACGAAUUAUCUGGUGUUGUGAUUGGUCACACGAUUCGAUGCACUUUGCGACUGGUUCUCGCGAUGGAAAGGUGGUAUUCUGGGAACGUAAAGAUGAACAGUACUGUGCCAAAGCUGUACUCGAACUUAAAGGAGAAUCGGUGACCGCUGUGGCAUUCGCUAGGCGAAAACUGCAUCAGGACCAGUACUUAGUAGCGAUUGGGCAGGAAACGGGGAUCAUAAAAUUGUACACAAUCGAACAGGAUUGGAAAUUGCUAGCGAGUGUGGAUCACACAUGCGGUCACCAUUUAACAGUGAAACGGCUUGCUUUCAGACCCAUUGAUGAACUAAUACAAUUGGCUAGCUGCGGUGAAGAUAAUAUGGUUAGGAUCUAUGAUGUCUCUUGUUAAUAAAAAUGCUAUGCAAUGUCGACAAUUUUUAUUUCGAUGAAU
Messenger RNA from Topomyia yanbarensis, 2487 nucleotides. Its product is annotated as elongator complex protein 2-like. Gene Ontology annotation, cellular component: elongator holoenzyme complex. The transcript has 5 exons. Bases 97 to 2445 code for a protein of 782 amino acids. The record is from RefSeq and is a predicted model, not a curated record. Gene Ontology annotation, molecular function: protein binding. NCBI's taxonomy places the organism in Eukaryota, Metazoa, Arthropoda, Insecta, Diptera, Culicidae. Gene Ontology annotation, biological process: tRNA wobble uridine modification.